This is a messenger RNA of Pomacea canaliculata, 2904 nucleotides long. RefSeq names its product receptor-type tyrosine-protein phosphatase kappa-like. The transcript is spliced from 18 exons. NCBI's taxonomy places the organism in Eukaryota, Metazoa, Mollusca, Gastropoda, Architaenioglossa, Ampullariidae. The coding region runs from base 188 to 2128 and encodes 646 amino acids. Gene Ontology annotation, molecular function: protein tyrosine phosphatase activity. Gene Ontology annotation, biological process: protein dephosphorylation. The record is from RefSeq and is a predicted model, not a curated record.
UAGAUACAAGCACAAGCGCCGCUGGUGUUGCUGUAGGAAUCAUCUUUGUCAUCAUUCUGCUGGCCGUUGUGAUUUUUCUCAUUGUGAGGAGAUAUUGGCUGCAACGGAAACCUGUUUUCAGCGAUCGUGUCCGCCUCCUCACCUCGCUGAUGAAAAUCAUACACCGGAUGUCCACUACAUCAACAACAUGGUCGCUCAUGCGUGCUCACCACCUGUCUCCAAUGACGAAUACGCUACGGUAGCGAGGACCGCUACGCUACAGCUGCACCAUCAGCCGGAAGUGAGACAAGGGGCCGGCACUGCGCACUCACUCGGGGCUGCUGAUGUUUAUGUCAACAUUCGGACGGAAGCUCUGCUCACUGCAGGCGGACGAACAUCACACCUAGAUGCCCGGAUGCACGCCGCCACUACUGGCGUGUCACUGCGCAUGUUCAAAAUGGAGGUCGAGAAGAAACUGCGCUCCGUUGACGACGAAUUCUCAGAGCUGCCCUCUGGUUUAAUUUAUGACUGCAAAAACGGAUCACAGAAAGAAAAUCACUACAAAAAUCGGUUUAACACUAUUCUUCCUUACGACUUCAACAGAGUUGUCCUGGAGAAGGUAAAGGGUGAUAACUCUUCGGACUAUAUCAACGCCAGCUUCAUCACCGGAUACAAGCGAGACAAAGCUUACAUUGCAGCCCAAGGACCCAGAAACAACACCGUUGAUGACUUUUGGCGAAUGGUGUGGCAGGAAAACGUAACUCAGAUAAUCAUGUUGACUAACGCUCUUGAAAAUGGGAAGUCCAAGUGCUUUGAGUACUGGCCGGCAAAGGGAGAGAAGAACGUUUACGGGCAGGUGGAAGUGACGUGUGCUGAGGAGGACAAGAGGGCGCACUUCAUCGUAAGGACUCUUCAUGUACAGCCAGUCAAUGUGAGGAACUUUCGCCUGGUGGAACAGCUUCACUACGUGGACUGGAAGGACCACGAGAUCCCCUCCACCAUCGCCCUCACUGACUUCUGCAAGUUUGCAAAGUCCCGUAACUCUGCCAGUACACUGUCGCCUCCCCUUGUUCACUGCAGUGCUGGUGUUGGACGCACGGGUACCUACAUAGCGAUUGAUAUUGUGAUGGACCAGGCGACAGAGGAUGGGACUGUCGAUGUUCUGGAUGUCGUCAAGAGACUGCGGGACGACCGAUGCAACAUGGUGCAAAACAAGGAGCAGUACUCGUUUGUGUACGAGGUGGUGUUGGAAGCCUACAGCAGCCUCAACACUCGGCGAGAAGUCGCCUACUUUGACAUGGCCUCCUUAAUGUCCACCACCACCACAACUGAUGACAAGAUUGUGGACACUGAGUUUCAGAAUCUACAGUUGAUGAGAGAUCGUCUGAAACAACCACGUUACACGAUUUCUACUUCAUCCGAGAACCGAGACAAGAAUCGAAAUAUGAAUUCUCUUCCUCCUGACAAUCAUUUGGUUUACCUCACUGCGCAUGCUCGAGGGAGAAACAACUACAUUUCCGCUGUUUUUGCUCCAACCCUGAUUGAUGCCCGAGGCAGCAUCUUGACACAACUGCCGUUGCCAGACACCGUCCAAGACCUGUGGCGGUUGGUGGAAAGCUUUGAUGUCACAAACAUUGUGUCUCUGGGAAGUGCUGACUGUUUACAAAAGAAUCUGUGUCCUUAUUGGCCGACAAAAGAAGAAAAGUUGGUGGCUGAGAAUUACACUGUGACACUAGUUGACAAAGAUGUGUUGGGAGUCAGCUUACAGAGCUACAGUCUCAAGUGGGAGCGAAAGCACAAACACGGGGAGGUCCACCUGUUGUCCUUCACUGACUGGCGAGACAAGGUCCCCGGCUAUUGUGAGGACCUCGUACACCUGCUGCAGCUGCUGCUUGGACUUGCCCUCGACACCAAGUCCUGCCCCGUCCUCAUCCAGUGCAUAGACGGGGCUGCAAAGAGUGGUUUGUUCUGCGUACUGUGUAACAUCAUCACUCAGAUGACUUCUGACCUCACAGCCGACAUCUUCAUGAAGGUCAGAGAAAUGCAGGAGGUCAGACCUGAGGUCGUCACGUCGCUGGAAGAAUACCGAUUCUGCUAUGAAGUAGCUCAUCGGUUCCGAGCUUCACAGAGUCUCUACGCCAAUAGAUAACAACUACAAACAUGUGGACCUUCCAUAAUCACUCCUUCACACUGUGUUCUUCUUUGAACUUGAUUUCCUGACAAACAUUGUAUUGCUUAUUGAAUCGGGGCGGGGUAAGGACAGUCAUGCGAUGGACAAUAUAGAAAUGUCGGCGAUCUUAAACACUGGGGGUCAUGUCAUAUGUUGGAAUCUUGUCUUUGGAACAAGCAUUUUCUCUGAGGAUGGUCCACUGUCCUCCAGGUUUGGACUAACGACCUCUGGUGUAAUCCGGGUGUAAGCCACCGACACCCAGACGACUGCUGCUACACUGUAGACAGACACAUAGCUAACACUGAGAACACUGUCUGCCUUUGUCGGUCUGAGGAAACUCAUUAGGGACUUAGCCAUCAUCAGCACUCGUAAUUCCUUCUAAAAUAUUUCCGUUACUUCCAUGACAGUGGUAGUCACAGUUAUAUUGAAAUCGCUGUGUUCAGAAUUACAUUUAUUUAUCAUGUAUUUAUUACUACGUGUAUUUGUUUGUAUUGACAAUACAUGUGUAUAUAUAGAAGUUGUUUUGUGCAUUUUAGUAUUUACCAACAUUAUUUUAAUUAAUUGCAAGGCAUAAAAUUAUUUCUUAUAUUAUACACUACUUCUCUGAAAAUCAUAAAACAUAUUUUUGAAAUGCUUUGUCGUAAUUAAUGACACAUCGGCUAGUUGAUGGGCCUCAAGACUAGGAGGCAGAUGCUCUGACCUCUUGGUUACCCACUUUCCCAGUUUAAGAAAUAAAAUGCUUGAAAAAGCUAAAG